AUGUUUAAGACUAUUUUGUAAGAGCAAGAAAAUGGACAAUAUCAUCAAUUAUUUAGCGAAUUCGAAUAUUUAAAUGAGAUUCUAGAUAAAGAACAAAUUAUAUUAAAUAUCUAGCAUCUUGAAAUUGAUUAUUUGUUUGAUGAGAGAUUAGAAACAUAUUAUACUUUUCAGAAUAACUAUGAUUAAUUUGUAAAAACAGACAAUAACAAUUAAUAAUAUUAAAUAUAAUAGCAAUAAAUAUAAUAAAUAUCUGCAGAAGAUGAGUAGACUUAAAAUGAGCAAAAGGAAAAGUUAACUAAACACAAAUUACCAGCAAUUUACAUUCACUAAUAGCUUUUUGUGCAAUUUAUAUAACUUUAUAAUUAUAACUUUUAGGCAUUUGAAUUUGAAAAAAGCUCUAACUUAAAAUACACACAAGCAUUAAUGAUCAUUUCUAACUCUAAUACUUUAUAUAAAAAUCUUCAAUUAAAACAUACACCCUUACAUAAACUACCUCAAAGAAUACACUCUAAUGGAUAUACUCUUAGAAGACUGAAUAAAUCACAAUCUUUUUGA
Tetrahymena thermophila SB210 is the source of this 555-nucleotide messenger RNA. RefSeq lists its product as hypothetical. The record is from RefSeq and is a predicted model, not a curated record. The transcript is spliced from 2 exons. Lineage: Eukaryota; Ciliophora; Oligohymenophorea; Hymenostomatida; Tetrahymenidae.